UGCCUGUUUCAGCAAAAUAGUCAAUAUCCAGAUGUCACAUGCUAUCAUAACUCAAUUCUCGUCACUAAGGUUGUCAUUAGGCCUUUACAGUUUCCAAAAAUGUUCUUCAGUUGUUUAGGUAGAUGUGUACUGUGCUUUUGCUGUCAACAAUUUGGUUUGAUUUUUAAGGUGGUGAUCAUAAAGAUAGGCAAUUAUAGGCAAACAUACAUGUAAAAAAUUUUUAAAUGUAUGAGGUGUUCUAAUAUUUAAUAUGUCACAUUAACCCAGUAGCCCAACACCUCGAACUACCCUGGAAAACCUAACCGACCUAAUUGUCUCAUCGAAUUAUCGGUGUAAUUACUAUAUACACUUUUUGUGGAUAAAUAUGUAGGCCUUGGAGAAAUAUUUGCUGGGGAAUUUGAAAAUACAAUAGCUGCUGCCAUUCCUAACCAAAACACACGGCGGCGCUAAUAAAACUGUUUUAACUCUGGUGGAACUGCACGCGAAGAAGAGUGAAAAUAAAAAAGAAUGACUUUUUUGAAGAGGAGUGUUUGGACACUGUAUUGGAAAGGUAUAGUGGCAAAGUUGAGUUUGGACUCGAGGGUGGCCUUACAACUUUCACCCGGGCCAUGCCGUUAUUUUGACGAGCCUGUUGACGUGAAGGUCACGGGACUUCCCCCUGAACAAUAUGUUGAGGUGCGAUCCAAACUUAUAGACAGUAGAAACGUUUCCUUCGAGGCCUUGGCCACUUUUUGUUCUGACAAAAAUGGACAUAUUGACUUGGCGAGAUGUCCUUCGUUGGGUGGCAGCUACAGUGGAAUUGAGGCGAUGGGACUGUUUACUUCGAUGAGACCAUUGGUUCCACACAGUAGGCUAACCAAGAGGGAUGUGUCGACGCCGCUGUCAGUUGACAUAGAGGUGACGUGCAAUGGACUGGUCGUUGCCAAAGACACCGUCCAGAGGCGAUUUCUGGGAGAUGGUGUGCAGAAAGUUCCCUUGGAAGGUGGCAGUAUAAGGGGUUCACUGUUUCUGCCACCUGGACCUGGUCCCUCCCCUGCCAUUCUGGAUGUGCCUCACUAUGGUGGUGCUUUGACAGAACUACGAGCAAGCUUGCUAGCCAAUAAAGGUUAUGUUGUCAUGGCUUUGGCAUAUCGUGGUUAUCAGGAUUUGCCUAAAGUCAUGGAUAAACUUGACCUGGAGUACUUUGAGGAAGCUGUGACAUUCUUGCGGGCUCACCCCAAGGUAAAGGGACCAGGCAUAGGGAUCCUCUCCAUCUCCAAGGGUGGGGAUCUAGCCCUUGCAAUGUCAGCAUUCCUUCCUGGGGUCUCCGCAACUGUCUUCAUCAAUGGCUGCAACGCUAACACUGUGUUUCCCCUUCACUGUAAAGGCACAGUGAUCCCUCCUCUCAACAUUGACACAGACAAAAUAAUCUUCAGAAAGGAUGGACUUCUGGAUAUAAGGGAUGCUCUUCUAGAUCCCAUGAUGGAAGAGAACCAGGCCUCUGUGAUUCCCAUUGAGCGUGCAAACUGCCACUUCAUGUUUGUGGCGUCUGAAGACGACAGGAACUGGAACAGUGUUUUAUUCAGCGAACAGGCUGCUCAACGGCUUCGAGAUCAUGGGAAAGAGAACUUUGAGGUGGUGAGAUACCCGAAGGCAGGUCACUUCCUGGAUGUUCCCUACAUGCCCCACUGCCCCAGCAGUUUCCACCCAGCUGUGGGCAGAGUGGUGGUGAUGGGAGGGGAGCCUAAAGCUCACGCUGAGGCCCAGGUUGAUCUGUGGAAGAGGGUCCAGGAGUUUUUCAGGAAGCAUUUAAACAGUGAUCAUUCCAGUUUUAAAGCCAUGCUGUAGUGUGUUUUAGAAUGUGUACAAGUUAGUCUGUCCAUUGGAAGAGGGUCCAGGAGUUUUUCAGGAGGCAUCUAUGGUGAACACACUAAUCAUAAAAUCAUGCAGUGUAUCUGCAGAAUUGUCAUGACUUCGAAAUCAGGGCAGGCUUGUGUGCCAGAGUAGAUUAAUCUGUGCUUGUGUAUCAAAUUCAGAUACAACACCAUAAUAAUCAGGAUUUCCUGUUCUUUUGUCCUGAGGGGUUGAACUGAGUCAUAUUUCACCUUUAACCUAAUCAAACCCUUUAAUCUGAACCUAUUAAUAAAUAAUUGAGUGAUGUGUGCAUUCAAAUCUCUGAUCAGAUUUCUUGUUGCUUUAAAUACAUUUUCGGCUAAAUGUCUGUAAAUAUUUGUGACACUUUCCUUUAGUCCUGCACAAUUAGCGUAACUGCGCAUCACUGAUAGACUUACCUAUUUGCAAACCUAAGAGUAUAAAGGCAGAACUGUGGGUAUACAGAAAUGUAUAUAGACCCGAGAGAGUGAGUAGGUAUCACACCCAUUAAUGUCAAUGGCCAACUUCAGCUACUUCAGUCUUGGACGUAGGAUAUUGACCACCGACAUCUUUAAAACUGUCGUCCCAUGGGCUGCUCACUUCCUGCACCUUGUAUACGAAAAGCCACAUAACAAAUUGGCCACAGGCAUUUAAAUCGAUCUAUGCCUAUUAGGCCGCAAUGUGAACACUGUUUUCGUUUCAACCCGCUCCACAGUCGUGCAUCUACACAAUCUUUAGCUUA
This is a messenger RNA of Clupea harengus (Atlantic herring), 2593 nucleotides long. Its product is annotated as acyl-coenzyme A thioesterase 1-like. The coding region runs from base 508 to 1827 and encodes 439 amino acids. Gene Ontology annotation, molecular function: fatty acyl-CoA hydrolase activity. Gene Ontology annotation, biological process: fatty acid metabolic process; acyl-CoA metabolic process. The record is from RefSeq and is a predicted model, not a curated record. The transcript has 4 exons. NCBI's taxonomy places the organism in Eukaryota, Metazoa, Chordata, Actinopteri, Clupeiformes, Clupeidae.